GAACACAUUUGAAUUUCCACACUCAAUUCCUUCUUCUUCUUCUUCUUUCUCCUUCUUCUUCUAUUCAGUGUCAAUGGCUUCGAACGUUCACCGAAACGGCGUCGCUCAAGCUCAAAGGGGAAGCACCAAGUUGGAUCGCCCAAACCACCUCAGAACGGCGUCGCUCAAGCCACGUCAAGUUGGAUCCGCCCUCCGCCGCAGCAGCCCCGGCUCUCUCGCCGCUCGAAACGGAGACGGAGUGCCUGGAAGGGUUCGAGUGGCUGUAAGAUUGAGACCUCGAAAUACGGAAGAAAUGAUGGCUGAUGCUGAUUUUGCUGACUGUGUUGAAUUACAACCCGAGCUUAAAAGGCUGAAACUUCGGAGAAACAAUUGGGAUUCAGACACUUUUGAGUUUGAUGAAGUGCUUACUGAAUUUUCAUCCCAAAAGCGUGUUUAUGAAGUUGUAGCUAAGCCAGUUGUCGAGAGCGUUCUUGAUGGUUAUAAUGGAACUGUGAUGGCUUAUGGUCAAACUGGAACGGGGAAAACUUUUACUCUAGGACGAUUGGGGGAAGAAGACACCUCUGAUCGUGGUAUCAUGGUUCGUUCCAUGGAGGAUAUUUUAGCCGACCUAUCUCCUGAAACUGAUUCUGUCACUGUCUCAUAUCUGCAGCUUUACAUGGAGACUCUUCAGGACUUGCUUAAUCCAGCAAAUGAUAAUAUUCCCAUAGUGGAAGAUCCAAGAACUGGUGAUGUGUCUUUGCCUGGGGCAACUCUUAUAGAAAUCAGGGAUCAGCAAAGUUUCUUGGAGUUGCUGAGAAUAGGAGAAGCUCAUCGAGUUGCUGCUAACACAAAGUUGAAUACUGAAUCUUCCCGUAGUCAUGCUAUACUGACGGUACAUGUUAAGAGGUCUGUCGUGGAAAGUGAAGAUAUUGUUUCUACUGAGAAUAAUGAUACCUCUCACUUGACUAAACCCGCAAAACCACUUCUUCGAAAGAGCAAGCUGGUUGUGGUAGAUUUGGCAGGAUCAGAGCGUGUCCAUAAGUCUGGAAGUGAAGGGCACAUGCUAGAGGAGGCUAAAUGUAUCAAUCUCUCACUUAGUGCACUGGGAAAAUGUAUUAAUGCUCUAGCAGAAAACAGUGCUCAUGUUCCAUUUCGUGAUUCAAAGCUUACUAGGUUGCUCAGAGAUUCCUUUGGAGGAACAGCGAGGACUUCAUUGAUUGUGACUAUUGGCCCAUCUCCACGUCAUCGUGGAGAGACUUCUAGCACCAUAUUGUUUGGCCAAAGGGCUAUGAAAGUUGAGAAUAUGCUGAAAAUAAAGGAGGAGUUUGAUUAUAAAAGUUUGUCUCGGAAGCUUGAGGUACAAUUAGAUAAACUUAUUGCAGAAAAUGAACGGCAGCAGAAAGCUUAUGAGGAUGAAGUUGAAAGAAUAAAUUUGGAGGCACAAUGUCGUAUUGCUGAGGUUGAGAGGAACUUUGCGGAUGCAUUAGAGAGAGAGAGAUUGAAAUGCCAGAUGGAGUACAUGGAAUCAGUUAAGCAGCUGGAGCAGAAGUUGGUGUCAAGUCAAGAAAGACAUGGCUGCAAUUAUUUUGAGGAUGGGUGUGGAGAGUUUGUGUUGGCGCAGGGGCCUACACUAUCUUCUGCAGAUGAAAUUGCUGAGGUCAAAAAGCUGUUUGAAAAUGAAAGCGAUAGGAGAAAGGCAGCUGAAGCAGAGGUAGAAUAUCUAAAAAGUCAGCUGGGAAGAAAUACACAAGCAGAGGCAGGAGGUGAUGCAGAGAUUAUAAAGCUUCGCAGCAUCCUGGAGGAUGAGGCUAAUCAGAAAAAGAAACUUGAAGAAGAAAUAAUAAUAUUAAGAAGUCAAUUAUUGCAAUUGAACUUUGAAGCUGACCAGAUGAGAAGGUGUUUAGAAAGUGAAAGCUCUGUAAAUGCAUUCCCUGCCGUGGAUUCUUCCAUGUCUCAAGUUAGGCAUUCUCAACUGAAAGAAGCUGGGAAUGGUCAGAAGUCAUCUGUUGCUGCACUCUUUGAGCAAGUUGGAUUGCAAAAGAUAUUGUCGUUGCUGGAGUCAGAUGAUGCAAAUGUUCGAAUUCAUGCUGUAAAAGUGGUGGCCAACCUAGCUGCUGAAGAGGAAAAUCAAAAAAGUAUUGUUGAAGCCGGUGGUCUUUCUUCCUUGCUGAUGCUUCUUAGAAGAUACGAGGAUGAAACUGUUCGCAGAGUAGCAGCUGGGGCAAUUGCCAAUCUUGCCAUGAAUGAAGCCAAUCAAGAACUUAUAAUGGCUGAAGGGGGAAUCACUCUGUUAUCGAUGACUGCAUCUGAUGCUGAAGAACCACAAACUCUUCGAAUGGUUGCUGGGGCUAUUGCUAACCUAUGUGGAAAUGAUAAAAUAUUGAUGAAGCUGAGAUCCCAGGGAGGUAUUAAGGCUUUACUGGGAAUUGUAAGAUGUGGACAUCCUGAUGUUCUUUCACAAGUUGCACGAGGAAUUGCCAACUAUGCUAAAUGCGAGUCUCGGGCUUCAAAUGAAGGGAUAAAAAGUGGCAAAUCUUUUUUGAUAGAAGAUGGAGCACUUCCAUGGAUGGUACAAAAUGCUAAUAAUGAAGCUGCGCCAAUCAGGCGUCACAUUGAACUUGCACUCUGCCACUUGGCACGGCAUGAAGUGAAUGCAAAAGACAUGAUCAGUGGAGGUGCCCUUUGGGAGCUUGUUCGGAUUUCAAGGGAUUGUACGCGAGAGGACAUAAGGAACCUUGCUCGUAGGACUCUCAGUUCUAUCCCGACAUUCAAAUCUGAAUUGAGGCGAUUACGUAUAGACUAUUGAUUGCAGAUCUUACAUGGGAUUCUUCAUAUUUGUUUUUGUUCCACUGCUGAUGACACUGAUCUACUGAUAGUACUGCAGAAAUCUUCUGAAUGGGGCAGUUGGUAAGUUGUUCUAUACCUUGCUAUUUUUGUAUAAGGGAAGCAGGGUUUAGUAGGUACUUUGUGGUUUCUAGUCAUCACUGACUUGAUGUGUAGAUAGGAGGAAGGAAAGGGAUGAAGAAAAAGGAGGUUUUGGGUAGGGGAGAGAUGAUGUUGAUAUUUUCAGUUAAACAAGGUGUAGUCAAACUCUGACUGCCCCAAACUACAUGAAACUGCCCAAUAUUGUAUAAUUUGAUUUACGUAAGUAAUG
Molecule: messenger RNA, 3133 nt
Organism: Gastrolobium bilobum
Lineage: Eukaryota; Viridiplantae; Streptophyta; Magnoliopsida; Fabales; Fabaceae
Product: kinesin-like protein KIN-UB
Exons: 19
Coding region: 74-2785 (903 amino acids)
Biological process (GO): microtubule-based movement
Molecular function (GO): ATP binding; microtubule binding; microtubule motor activity
Source: RefSeq, a predicted model, not a curated record